This is a messenger RNA of Falco peregrinus (peregrine falcon), 1967 nucleotides long. RefSeq names its product microtubule associated protein 1 light chain 3 alpha (gene MAP1LC3A). Bases 1 to 903 code for a protein of 300 amino acids. Gene Ontology annotation, cellular component: cytosol; autophagosome; autophagosome membrane. Gene Ontology annotation, molecular function: ubiquitin protein ligase binding. Gene Ontology annotation, biological process: autophagosome assembly; autophagy of mitochondrion; macroautophagy. Lineage: Eukaryota; Metazoa; Chordata; Aves; Falconiformes; Falconidae. The transcript is spliced from 5 exons. The record is from RefSeq and is a predicted model, not a curated record.
AUGGCAAACGAAGAUCGGGUUACGGCCGCGUUCAGUGCCCGCGUCAGCUCGGGAGGCCGCCGGCGUGCGGGCAGCGGCCGGGCAGGCGCCCAGUCCCGGCCGGGCAGCCCCGGGGGUCGCCGCAGGGAGCCGGCCCGGCCGAGCGCUGCUGAGGCGGCCGCCGCGCCUGGAGCCGCCGGCACCUCCGUCCUUCGGGGAUCCCGGCCGAGCCGUCGCAGCCCGCCACGGCCUUCCCGCCUCCCGCCGCCCGAGGGGAGCGGCGGCGCUGCCCCGCGGCCCGCUCGCUGCGGGGGCACAAAGAAGCCGCUUCCUGUGGCCGGUGGGGCCAGAGAGGCCCGGGCCCCCUCCCGUCGCCGCGCCGCGCCGCGCCCCGUCCCGUCCCGUCCCGUCCCGGCAGCGCUGGGGGGCGGGACGCCCCGGGCCAAGCCCCGCCCCUUCCGGGCGUGCCGCAGUGACGUCACGGCCCGCUCCGCCGCAGCCCCAGUGCAGGCCGCGCCGCCAGACGGAGCCGCCCGCCGGCCCCGCGCCCCGGCCGCCAUGCCCUCGGACCGGCCCUUCAAGCAGCGCCGCACCUUCGCGGAUCGUUGUAAAGAAGUACAGCAGAUUCGAGAGCAGCAUCCAAACAAAAUUCCGGUCAUCAUUGAACGCUAUAAAGGGGAGAAGCAGUUGCCAGUGCUGGACAAGACCAAGUUCCUUGUCCCAGACCAUGUCAACAUGAGUGAAUUGGUCAAAAUCAUCCGGCGUCGCUUGCAGCUGAAUCCCACCCAGGCCUUCUUCCUGCUGGUGAACCAGCACAGCAUGGUGAGCGUGUCUACCCCCAUCUCGGAGAUCUACGAGCAGGAAAAGGAUGAGGAUGGCUUCCUCUACAUGGUCUAUGCUUCCCAGGAGACCUUUGGCUACUGAGGCGUGCUGAGAGGUGGCAUGUGGAGACAGAUGAACUGUGGCGCACAGGCCCCCCGUCCUUGGAAGACAAACAGACCAGAGGCUCACAAGAGGGGGACUCUGCUGGCUCCCUUUUUCUCCCUCCCUCCCCUUCCCAUCAUGCUGUCACCAAAGAGGCUCGUGGCGUGUGUUGGUCUCACACAACCCUUCAACUCUGUGUAGAUCAGUCCCACUCCCUCCACACACGCACCCACGUGUGCGCAUACAUGCAGACACCCAUGCGCACAAACAGGGCCUCGGCUUCCCAUCCCAUCCCCUUCGUGUAACCUUCAGCUGCUCUCACUGUGCUGUGUACAUGUGUGUGCCUGCGUGUGCGUGUUUGUAGCCUGCUGCCAAAACAGUUCGGCCGGUGGUGGAGAGAGGACAGGACACUGUCGCCUUCGCUUUCAGCACAGGGAGAGCCACCUCUCCUCCAAGACACCAAUAAAGGGCAGGAGGUCUGCAGCAAACAGAUGUUACCAUUGCUCCCAAAUUUUAAUUGAUUUUAAUUACACCCAUAUCAGAUUCUUGGUGCUACUGAGUAGAUGUAGGCAUCUCUGUAGGACUGUGGAUAAUGUAUAUCCUUUAGAUUUAUUAGGGUUUUUGUUUGGUUGUUUUGGGGUGGUUUUUUUUUUAGGGAUAGAUUGGAAUGGGGAGAGGAGGUAAUCUUUCCUGUAUUCUGUAGGUAAAUCAGGCUUCGUUGCACUUUAAAGCAUAGUAGAUAUCAGAGUGGAAUUUACUUUUAAUUUAUACAGGUUUGCCAUAUAUAGUGCUGCUCCUCUGUUGACAGUUGUACUUGGUUGUCUUAGUUUCUUUUUUUUUUUAAUAAAAUUAAUUUCCCUUCUCUCUGUCUCCCCAUUGCAUGCAAUUUUUCAGUCUCUGUGUGGCAGAGUUCACUCAAGGAAUGUAAUGAUUUAUAUUUGCUAUGUUCCCGUUUCUCAUGUAUUAUACCAAAAAAUGUGUAUGAUAAAAUCCCACCCAGUUUAAUCUAUACAAAGGUAUAUAUAUAAAUAUAUAAAAUAAACAAAUUCAAGUCGUGUCUUGUA